ACGCGCUUGGAGUUAUCCUGGCUGGACAGCGUCACCGUAGAGGCUGGGGCCUGAAUUUAAGCAUCCAUUUGGAAAGUCGGUAGUCAGAAGCUGGAGACCUCGGCCCACUAAUCUUAAGAAGCGAGAGGGAUGGCCUCCGCACAAACCAAAGAUGAGGAGGAGGACGAGGACGAGAAGGCGGCGGCGAGCAUUCCCCCCGCCCGGGCUGCCCCGUGGGAUCCCGGCUUACCAACCACCGUGGCCAGUUCGCCCCUCAGCACAAGUGACCUUUCUGCUCACAACGAUGAUGGCCUGCCACUGGCCGCUGCUGGCUGCACCCACCCAACAGUAGAUGAGAGCUGGGAAGACGUGCACCCGGAGAAAGCAGACGGGGAUUGUGGGAUCUUGGAGAAGGACUCAUCCCCGCUGUUGCCUGAGGACCUAGAAACCUCUGAAGAGCCUCCGGCUGGCCCUCCUGCUGAGGCUGCCUCCGUGUCUCCGGCCAGCCCCGCAAGUGAGGAGCUCUCCUUGCCCGCCCUGGAUGCUGCUGUGGCAGAACAGAGACCCCUUCUCUCUGGGGAGAGCUUGCCGACAGCUCCGCCGCUUCCACAGACAGACCCCUCCGCGGACCAGACCGGUGCCGUCCUUAACUGCUCCAAGGCUGAGCUGGGAUCCUUGAUCUUGCAGCAUGGCAGGAGGCAGAAUGGGUGCCCGGAUUUGGAGGAUACGGCCUUGGCAGCAUCUCCACACGGGGAGAAACAGGAUGUGGACGGUGCCUCCCAAAAGCCCUCCCAGAACAUUGCAGUCCAGACUGACUUCAAGACCUCUGACCUGGAAGUGAAUACUGAUCAGGACAUUGAGAAGAACUUGGAUAAAAUGAUGUCUGAGCGGGCUCUGUUGAAGGAGCGCUACCAGGAAGUGCUGGACAAGCAGAGGCAGGUGGAGAAUCAGCUCCAGGUGCAGCUGAAGCAUCUGCAGCAGCGAAGGGAGGAAGAGAUGAAGAAUCACCAGGAGAUCCUGAGGGCUAUUCAGGAUGUGACUGUUAAACGGGAAGAGACCAAGAAGAAGAUGGAAAAGGAGAAAAAGGAAUUUCUGCAGAAGGAGCAGGACCUAAAGGCAGAAAUUGAGAAACUCUGUGAGAAAGGCAGAAGGCUGCUGAAGGAGCAGGAGGAGAAGGAGAGCAAGAUCGUUUCGCUCAUUGCCGAGCAGUCCGAGGAGAAGGAAGUCUGGGAGAUGGAACUGGACAAGCUGAAGAAUCAGCACAACGAGAUCAACAGGUCGAUUCUGGAGGAGACGGAGCGGGCUUGGAAAGCAGAGAUCCUGUCCCUGGAGAGCCGGAAGGAACUGCUGGUGCUGAAGCUGGAGGAGGCAGAGAAGGAAGCAGAGCUACACCUCACCUACCUCAGGUCGGCACCCCCCUCGCUGGAGACCAUCCGGCCCAAGCAGGAGUGGGAGACCAGGCUGAACAGAAUACGGAUGACCAAGGAGAGCGUCCGAGACCAGUUCAAUGAUCACAUCCACCUGGUCCGGAACGGGGCCAAGCUGAGCAGCCUCCCGCAAAUCCCCACGCCGCCCUUGCCGCCCCCACCGCUCGAGACAGACUUCCUGCUGCCAGCCUUCCAGCCCAACUCGGCCCCCCUCGCCCCACGGCUCCCCUUCCCCAUUGGGUCGGUGCCCAUGCCCAUGGUCAUGCCCAGCGCGGACCCCCGGGUGCUGUCGUUCCCGCUCCUCAGCCCCUCCCUCUCCAGGCCCAGCCAGCCCUCGCCCCCUUUGCCUGCGGCUCCCCAGGGCCGGAGCAGCCCCGUGCUCGCCUCCCUGGCCAGCCCCCACGGGGCCCCCGGGGCGACGCCCCCUGCCCCGCCCGGCCUGGGGGGGGUCAAGCCGGCCGCGGAGUUCCACCGACCCCCGCCCGUGGACAAGCUGGAGAAGAUCCUGGAGAAGCUCCUGGCGCGAUUUCCGCAGUGCAGCAAGGCCCAGCUGACCAACCUCCUGCAGCAGAUCAAAGCGGCACGAAGGACUCUGGCGGGGCUCACCAUGGAGGAGCUGAACCAGCUGGUGGCGGCCAAGCUGGCAGAGCAGCGGGAGAGAGCGGCCGCAGCGGCCGCCGUCGGCACACAGCCACACGGACGGAUCUGUGCUCCCAUGUUCCCCAGUCCUCUGCCACAGAUCAGCAGCCCCAUCUUCUUGCCUCCUGCCCAGGUCGCCUAUGCUGGGACUUCCCCGCAGGCUCCUGCGGCUUGCAAACUCUGCCUGAUGUGCCAGAAGCUGGUGCAGCCCAACGAGCUCCACCCCAUGGCCUGUUCCCACGUGCUGCACAAGGAGUGCAUCAAGUUCUGGGCCCAGACCAACACGGACGACGCCUGCCCCUUCUGCCCCAGCCUGAAGUGACCCCGGAGCGCAGAGGCCGGCAGCCGCACUCGCCCGGGAGGGCAGCAGAAUGCCAGCGAGACUGGGCCUCCCCAGAACUUCUGCAAUUCUAUAUUUAUACGGCCAUGUAUACACAUGUACAUUUUUAUUCUAGAGGGAAUGUGUGUAUAGAAAGUCUGUAUACAUACCGUUCAUAAUAAAGUGUGUAUAUUAUGCA
Varanus komodoensis (Komodo dragon) is the source of this 2563-nucleotide messenger RNA. It is a transcript of the gene RNF214, whose product is annotated as ring finger protein 214. The transcript has 16 exons. Gene Ontology annotation, molecular function: ubiquitin-protein transferase activity. The coding region runs from base 130 to 2367 and encodes 745 amino acids. Lineage: Eukaryota; Metazoa; Chordata; Lepidosauria; Squamata; Varanidae. The record is from RefSeq and is a predicted model, not a curated record.